Molecule: messenger RNA, 467 nt
Organism: Aspergillus caelatus
Lineage: Eukaryota; Fungi; Ascomycota; Eurotiomycetes; Eurotiales; Aspergillaceae
Exons: 2
Coding region: 143-421 (92 amino acids)
Source: RefSeq, a predicted model, not a curated record
CUUGGCGUUAUGCUUGUUGUCUAUAAAAGGGUGCCAAUUUGCUCCUCCGUAUUGGAAUGUAGAUAAUCAUCUCUCUCAACCAUCUUCGUCAUUCUUCCUCUCUAAUCUACCAAAAUCACAAACACGCCCACAAACACACAUAAUGGGUCUCUUUAGUCACCACGAACAUCACAACGGCCCUCAGGGUGGCCCUGGUGGUCACCAAGGAGGAGGCCCUGGCGGCCCCGGCGGCCAUGAAGGCGGUAGCCAUGGCGGUCCUGGUGGCCCUGGUGGUCAACAUGGAGGUGGCCCCGGUGGACCUGGCGGUCAGCAUGGAGGCGGCCCUGGCGGUCCUGGAGGCCAGCAUGGCGGUGGCCCUGGUGGUCCUGGAGGUCAUCAUGGAGGCGGUCCCGGUGGCCCUGGUGGCCACGGUGGGCGGUAAGCGAAUCAAACUUACGACCUCAAAGUAUAUAUUGCAUGGAUGGAUU